CCACACACCCACACACACACACGCCUUCUCAAAUACAUAACCACGAAUACACGCGCUCGCGCGCACAUACGCACGCACGCGCACGCUCUGUGACACAUCCCUCCAGUUCCCAACUGCGCUGCCUUCACAUGCGUCCCCGCCGACUCUCUCUGCGUAGCGCCGGCUGCGCCAAGAUGAGCGUGGUCUCCUCGGUACCAUCCGAACGGUACCAGCACGUCGCCUGACCGAGCCGGAGCCACACCGAGGCGCAGAGGGAGAGGGAGGAACACCGUCUCUCCUCUGUUAAAAAAAAAUUUUAAAAAAAGAGAAAAAAAAGGAGAAAAAGGAGAAAACCUAAAGGACACCGCGAGGCGCAACGCGUUUGUUGUUUCGGCAUCCUUCCUCACCCUCUCCUCCUCUUCCUCCGCUCCUCUCCUCCCCGCAGCCUCUGUUGUUACCGGUCAGUCGGUGUGAAGGUGAAGGAGAAACCCGGGGAUCCCGGCCCCGCGUUUUGGUGGAAUAACAUCUGUUUGUUUUUUUUUGUUUGUUUGUUCUUUUUUGACGGGGGGGGGGGAGAAGGAUAGUUUUUGUCCCCCCCUUUUUUUUCUUUUUUUUUUUUUUCUCCCGCUGGGUGUUGGGAGCGAGCGCGCAGCUGCUGUGCGCCCGUUCAGAUUCCCCCCCGAAUGGUGGAUUUGGCAAACAUGGAGACAGUGGAGAAGGAAUGCGGGGCCCUCGGGGGUCUAUUCCAGGCGAUAGUGAACGACAUGAAGUGCUCCUAUCCUGUGUGGGAGGACUUCAGUGCCAAGGCCACCAAGCUGCAUUCCCAGCUCCGAACCACUGUUCUGGCUGCUGUGUCCUUCCUGGAUGCCUUUCAGAAAGUGGCAGACAUGGCUACCAACACUAGAGGGGCGACCAGAGACAUCGGUUCAGCUCUUACCAGGAUGUGCAUGAGACAUCGCAGCAUCGAAGCCAAACUUCGCCAGUUCACGAAUGCUCUGAUGGAGAGUCUGAUCACUCCUCUCCAGGAUAAGAUUGAAGACUGGAAGAAGACCGCCAACCAGCUGGAUAAGGACCAUGCCAAAGAGUACAAGAGGUCACGCCACGAGAUCAAGAAGAAGUCAUCGGACACCAUCAAGUUGCAGAAGAAGGCUCGUAAAGAGAUGCAGGGGCGAGGCGACCUGCAGCCGCAGCUGGACAGCGCCAUGCAGGAUGUGACCGACAUGUGUCUACUGAUGGAGGAGACGGAGAAGCAGGCGGUGCGCCGCGCCCUGGUGGAGGAGAGGGGACGCUUCUGCACCUUCAUCGGCUUCCUUCAGCCUGUGGUGAACGGAGAGAUCGCCAUGCUGGGAGAGAUCACCCACCUCCAGGCCAUCAUCGACGACCUCACCGUGCUGACCACCGACCCCCACAAACUGCCCCCUGCCAGCGAACAGGUGAUCAAGGAUCUGAAGGGCUCCGAUUACAGCUGGUCCUACCAGACCCCCCCGUCGUCCCCGAGCAGCUCUGGCUCACGCAAGAGCAGCAUGUGCAGCAGCGUCAACAGAGCCCACAGCAGUGCCUCCCGUUCGUCGGGGGGAGGUGCAGGUGUGGGUAGUGGUGGAGGAGGGUCCCAGCCACACUCACCUUCCUCCUCCUCCUCCUAUCGCUACCGCAGCAGCAUGCCUCAACAGCCUCCACCACCAGGGGGCAUUGCAGCCCACCGCCUCAGCAGUGUUUCCUCCCAUGAUUCGGGCUUCGUGUCCCAAGAUGCAAACAUCUAUUCCAAGCCUCCCUCGCCAAUGCCCUCGGACAUCACCAGUCAGAAAUCCUCCAGCUCUGCAUCAUCAGAGGCUUCAGAAACAUGCCAGUCAGUCAGUGAAUGCAGCUCCCCCACCACUUUUGGCUCGUCCUUCGUUACCUUCCGCCCCGCUCUCUCUCACUCUGGCUCCACCAGGCCUCUCUCUGUCAUUCUUCCCGUUCCUGCGUCCCCACCCUAUAUCCGCCCCUCUGGAUCCAGCUCCUCCUCUCCCACAUCAAAGGUUCCCAUGUGGAAGGACUGGUCCAAAGCAGGUCAGUACGAGCAGCCCGCGGCCGCCGCUCCGGUCCAGAGGAGAAAGGAGCCAGUGGAUAGGCUGAGAGAGAGCGAGGGCUCGCCGGGUUCCCAGGGAUACGCGGCAGCGUCACACCCAGAAGAGGGCCAGAGACCCCGGAUGACACCUGCUAGCAUCGCUGCCAAGCACGGCGAGGAGGUUUCCCCGGCAGCCAGUGACCUGGCCAUGGUGCUGACCCGGGGCCUGAGCGUGGAGCAGCAGAAGAGCAGCCGCGACUCCCUGCAGUACUCCAGCGGCUACAGCACGGAGACCACAACCCCGUCCUGCUCCGAGGACACCAUCCCUUCACAAGGUUCAGAUUACGACUGCUACUCUGUAAACGGAGACACCGAAGGCCCGGAUGGACAGGCAGAGUUUGACAAGUCUUCUACAAUUCCUCGCCAUUCCAACAUUGCCCAGAACUACAGGCGCAUGAUCCAGACCAAAAGGCCAGCCAGUACAGCUGGUCUGCCCAGUGGGGUCCUUGGUCCAGGAGUUCAUGGGAUACCAGGACAGCCAGGUGGCGCUGGUGGAGGAGCAGGAUCAGGGACUCCUGGCACCGCUACUAUCCGUCGAACCCCAUCAACCAAACCAGGGGUGCGGCGUACACUGUCCAGUGCAGGGCCCAUCCCUAUCCGACCACCCAUUGUGCCUGUCAAAACACCCACUGUUCCCGCAGACUCACAUUCACCUGGUGCAAGUGGCUACGCGGGGGGAGGGCAAGCAGGCAGCGUCCCCGUCAGAGUGGGAAGUGAAGAGUGUGUGUUCUUCACCGGGGCCGAGGAUGGCCAAGGAGGGCUCGAUUAUGUGAAGGCAUCACCCAAGCGCCUCAGCCUGCCCAACACCGCCUGGGGCUCCGGGGCAGCGCUGGAGGUCUAUGCCCAGCAGCACUGCAUGGCGUUGGGCUCAGCAGCCGGAUCGGAGGAGGAGCAGAUGAUCGCGGCCAACCGACACAGCUUGGUGGAGAAGAUCGGCGAGUUGGUAGCGAGCGCGCACGCCCUUGGUGAGGGUCAGUUCCCUUUCCCCGCUCUCCCAGAUGACCCAACCCCAACGCCAGGUGGCCCGAGCGAAACUCAGACGGAAGGGGCCGAGGGGUCCGGCGACAUGCUGACCACGAUCAGGAGAGGAGUUCGCCUUCGCAAAACGGUCUCCAACGACCGCUCAGCUCCCCGUAUAUUGUGAUCAGCGGAAAAAUGCGAAGGGUUGUCAGUCGAUAGGUCAGAUGUUGGUGUGGUAGUACCCAACCACCUAGUGAUUACAUGAAAACAUAACCAUGUUAUAACCAUAACAUAACAGAGGAUGAAUAAAAACGAAAAAGAAAAUCCAUACAGAAAAUGUUUAAAGACACCUUUAGAGUAAAUGAUAUACAGUCUAAUAUAACGAUAACAUAAGUAAUCAUAACCGAUGCUGACGAGUACAAGUGAAAUACUUCAUGUUGACCUAGCAGGCCGCUAUAACUAUUGUGUGUUGAACGCAUGUUUGUCUUCUAUACACCGUCAGACAGGGACGGAGAGACUCAUAGGAAAAGUGAUGUUGAAAAUAAAUGGAGGCAAAGAAAGAAGAGCGCUGGGUUCUGUUCUGUUUGCCACCGAACCCGUCUCCCUGUCCUGUUGUUCGACUAACCCAGCUGACCGAUCCGACUUGAAAGACUGACGGAAGGGGGCUGCUGAGGACCAGAGAGAGACAGAGAGGUGGGGGACUCAGAUCGCCUCGCGAUCAACUGAAGCCAGGUCGUCUAAGCAACGACGCGCUGUGCCAAAAAGGCCAUCGAACUGCUUGGCACGAGUACGGGGAGCUAACAAACCAGAGGGCCACUCUGGUUCACGCUGAUGUAAAAAAAAAAAAACGGUGUUGGCAUUGAGCCGUACUUGUUGCCCCUUCCCCUCUCUCUCUCUCUCUCUCUCUCUCUCUCUCUUUCUGCGUACAUUCGUAUGCAUCUCGGAAAAUGUAACAUGGAGCGCGUGGGUAUAUGUGGUUGAUUGUGUGUGUGAGAGAGGGGAUGGGUAGAGCUCUGCUGCGGGACAGCCGGUUACCCAACGAGGGCAGGGCUUUUUUCUUUAUUCUUUUCUUUUUCUGCUGUGUCGUGUGCGUAUUUUCUCGUUUAUAUCGUGACGUCGUUUACCUUGUUACCACUGUACGGGAAGUUCCGAGACCUAUUCCAGGCCUAUAGAUAUAUUCAUAUAUAUUUUCUAGAAGCAGAGAGAAAAAAAAACAAACAAAAAAAAACCACGUGAAAUCAGAAAUGGAGCAAUAAAUGUGUUUUAUUUUCUCGUUUCGAGGAAGCGGUUGGAUUCGGAGGAUUGCAGAUUCUCCUUUGUCCCAUUCAGGCAAUCAUCAGGAAUGCUAAAUUACACAUCGACUGUGAAUUCAUGGGGUUUUCAUGCACCUCUCUCUCUCUUUCUCUCUCUCUCUCUGUCCCAGUUUCUUUCUAUUAAAUGAAGUGGAUUACAAAAAAUUUGAAAACAGAAAAACUGUAAGCACUUUGACGAGAGUAGAGUCUGUACAAUAGCCAGUAGAUGUUGCUGUAGUCAUGCCGUAUGUGUGGAAGGGUGCUGCAGGGGGAAGAGGAGUGAAAGCAGCGACUGAGUCCAAGGAGAUGAUUUAAUACGUUAAAGUAGAAGAAGGCAGUGAGAGGUAAAGAGGAUGUGAAGAAGACCGCUAGCACUGGAGUGAUUGGUUAAAUGAGAAAAUGUAUGAAUAUUUUCUGAAGAUGGAUCAGGUUUUAAGGCGGGAUGGGAAUGACAUUGAAGAGUUUGCCUGAACGAGUAUUUUAAGGGUUGAAGACAUACUGGGGGGAAAAAAUACAAUGUUUUGCUGAGUGAGAUGAUUUUUUUUUUUUAAAUAUGUUUUAGGCCUAAAACAUCCAUAUGAAAUUUUUUUUUUUAAUCAGUUUAGUUUUUUUUUGUCUUUUACCUUAAAACUAGUUGUAAAUCUGACGACUUUUAAAAUAGAAAAAUACCUUCCGAAACUGUAAAGCACAUCGAGUGGAACAGUUAAAGCACCAUCUCAGGAAAGGCACGUCACUUUAUGUUUUUCAUUUGAGUGCAAGUAAAAAGAAAUGGCCAAAUGUGAUUGUAAUUGGGUGGAAAUAAAACCUGAAAGAAGUUAAACAAGAGAGACAUUCAAAAUUCAGUUGAUCUCAUAUUGACACCAUAGAGAAGCUGACCUGACCUCUAGAAUGCCCACAGUUUUCCAUGAGCUCGCAAACACAACACAAAAAUAUCAGCUCAUUUGUGAGAAACUGUAUAUAUAUUUUUUAAUAGUGGAUGAAACACUUUGAACCAGCGCUAUCUUAAAACAGAACCUGGGUCACUUACGUUCCUCGAUGCUAAACACUGCAGUGUAAUUACAAGUAACUGUUAAAAACGGCGUAGUUCUGUCUGAAGUAAGAAUGAGUCUCUGAUUAUUCACACCCUUGGCAGAUUCAGAUUUCACAUUAGUUCCACUCAACCAAAGAGUUUGUUUCUGAUAGAAAGUUAGACAGAAAUUUCUCAAAAGAUGACAGUUUUGAAUAAUUAAAUAUAUUUUAAUUUUAUAUAUAUAUAUAAAAAAGUGGUAUGAUUGCCAUGUAGAAAGAUAUUCGACGUGGACACUGUUAUAAACACCAAGGCAUCAAAUGUUUAUGGUUUUAUUCUCUCUUCUCAACAUGUUAGCUCUGCUGUCAUCUGUUAGUAGGUACUUUGGGACAGGUACUGUACAUCACCAAUUACUGUAGAUGUAAAAGCAAUCUUUUAAAAUUAACUUUUGUUCUCACUGGAAGUAAUAUUAACAUUUUAUUAUGGCCCUGCCAGAGUCGCAACUUGAAUCUGAUAGAUCUUCUGUGGAGGGAGCAAAAGAUUAGGGUGAUGGUAAAGAGGCCUUCCAAUAUCAAACACUUGAAUCUCAUUUCCAAAGAUAAAUUUUUAAUGUACAAUUGGAAGCGUGAAAAAAGCUGCUCAGAAGUCUUUGAAUGGUCGGACUGCUGUAUUUUUAAUAUCUUUUUUUCCCCCCACUGGCAAUAAGGGUAUGAAUAAUUUUUACUAUGCCAUUUUUCAAUAAAACAAAUAAAAAGAGAUUAGUUAUUCAAAAAUGGUACUUCUUUCACAUUGUUUUAUCUUUUCAGACUCCUGUAAACAAUGGUAGGCACACUUACGCUAAUGCGCUAAUAACAGAGCAAUUUUUUUUAGUUUGUUUAGCACUACAGCUAACUUUAAAAACAUUUAUUGCGUUUAGUUCCCCCAAGUAGUUUUUUAGAGUUGUAGUCUGUCAAAGGCCGAUGUCAUUUGAAUUGAAGUUAGCACGUUAGCAUUAGCCUCUGCUACCGUGUUGGUGUAGUGCUGUAGUGGUAGCGAAACUGCAGUUUAUGAUUAGCGUGUAGGGUUAGCGCUCCUAGCUUUUUUACUAGCCAUGCUCACAACUGUCUUACAUUUCCUAUAAGAAGAAAACUUUUGAUUAAAUAAAAAAAAGAGCUCUAAAUUAAACAGGGGUGUGAAUACUUUUGGGGUCAACUGUAAUGAAUGAGCCUUUUGUCAAAGUUAAAGAAUUGAAAAAAAAUUAUUUACUUUGCUAUUUUUUAUAAUUAAGAGCGCAAGAAAGUUGGCCAAAAUAUGUUCCAGAUGAGAUAUGAGAAAGCGUUGGCAUUGAGGUCCUCUCAUAGAAAUUCUCAGUGCUCAAUGGAAAAGAACAAACGUAAAGAAAGAAAACAAGCAAAGAAACAAGGCGCCCAGCACAGUUCAGCUUAGUUUUGUGCCAAUCCUUAGGUUAAGCUCAGGACAAAACAUUAUGUUAUUAUGUAAGGUUGAUCUUUUAGAUUUGAGAAUAGGUGGAGCCUGUUUGGGAGGAUACGGUCGAGUCUUUUAAAGUUGACAGGAAGAGGGAACGAUGUGUGGAAUGAGCAUUUCACUGCCUGUUCAUACGAUACGUAUGUAACUGUAUGUGCUGUACUUCUAAAAGACAAUCCGGUGCACAGAUCUGGUGUAAAGGGAUGUUAGAAAAUAUCUCAUUUGUUUACUUUAAAAAAAAAAAGAUUUGCUUUUGCCUUCUACUGUUACUGUUGGAAUACUAGACCUUGCUUUGAUUAUUGUAAAAAUAGGAGGCGAAAAGUCCAGUUGUGACACAAACUAACUGAGCUGUGUGACAUAUGGAUGUAAGGCGCCGAGACUGAGUGUGUGUUUGGAUGUGUCCUUGGCUGACCGUCCAUCUCUAGGCUAAUAAACUUUUCAUCACCAUGUCUGUACAUGUCUCCAGCAGUGAUCUGAACAUAAGCAUUAAUAUGAGCACUCAUUUAUUUUUUUAUCCUACGCAUUCAUUAGGUUCCUUUGCAUUUUGGAAAUUAACAGCAAAUAAUGCUUCCAGGAGGGUUUUUCUCCCUAUUGCUUUCAUUUUAAUGUCUUUGUCACAGUAUGGGUGUUUUUAUCCCACUUUGCUGCUCAACUAAAUGAGAGAAUGAAGGCAAGAGCAGAUUGAUUCCGUUUACACAAAAUAUGUCAUUUUAGGCAAAAAUAUGUUGGUUUUUUUCUGUCUUUAGAUGAUCUGUCGCUACACAUCUAGAUGCGUAUGAUGGAUGUACUGCAGAGAUAAAGGCCACAUCAGUCCCAGAGCUUCAGAGUUAAACUUCAAUAAGUGCCCAGUGGAAAUCAGAGGCCAGCAAUUUAAGCUCCGUCUACCUGAGUUUCCAUUUACUAUGUUGUUUCACUGUGGGUUUGAUCCAUUAAAACACCUCACCAUAAUUAUCAUUACCCUCUUAAAGUUCUUCCACAGAGUAUAGUUUGGAUUUGAACAUUUCUUAAAGCUCCUGCAAUAUCUACUAAAUGUUUCCACCUGUUGUUCUUUGAGGGGUUAUUUUUAAAAACCAUUUGGGGGGAAAAUAAUCCACAUAAAAAAAUAAUGUGUUACAUCAUUUGUUAGCUUUUUAUGAACUUACAAAUAACUCAUUCGCAAAACUGUUUUGAUUUUGUUAUUUUUCACAAGGACCUGGUUUAACAAGAGGAGCACUCACUUUCCCCCUGAAAUACUAAAUGAGGCGAGGUGAUCUAAUUUUACAGCUAAUUGACAAUUUAGUGCUCUAAAUAAUCUGAAAAAUAAAAUUUAAAGUAGAGCUGAGUGCACACAGCCUGGAUUCAUUAGGCUGUGUGCCAUGUUUAACUAACGGGCUACACAGCCCUUUAGUUUAGCCCAGACAAGAUGCAGGCGUUGUUAGUUGCUAAUGGUUACCCAGUGUUGGUAUUCUUGCAGCGCUAGCAAAACAUUUGUAUAUUGUCCGUGAAGGAGGAAUAAACAACUUCAAUUCCAAUUAAAAGUACUAACAUGUUUCAGAAGAAACUGAUGCCACUUCAUAGUCGAUUUAGCUCUCAGAAUAAUAGUUUCAGAAAACAUAAAAACACAAUGAACAUUCAGUAGACUAGUGGGAUGGAGCAAGCUAGCCUAACUUCACGCAGCUGCGCCACAUCUGGCACAACAGGGAGGUUCCAGCUCGGGACGCUUCCAUUAUUAGGUUGGAAAUGUUUAAUUAUUAUUUUCCUGAUCCAAUGAGUGUAAAAAAAAUUGAGCAGGGGAUUUACCAACUACUGGCUGAAGAUUUCGUGACCUGUUAAAGCUUGUUUGGGGCUUUUGUCUUUCCCUUGUGGCUAAUUUAUGCCUCUUUUUUUUCCUCUCCCCAUCAGAUUUUGCUCGCAGGCCGACUUAAUCUGUCACUUUCUCUCUAGUGUUUCUUUUUCUUUGAAUUAUCCAAAAUGCUGUCAGGAGUUAUUUAAAAGUAGUGCAGUGGGCUGCACCCCCCCCCCCCCCCCCCCCCACACACACACACACUUUGUCAAACACAAUAUAGCUCAAGAACUACUUCCUCUAUUGCUUCAAAUUAAAAGUGUCAAACAAAAUAGAACGUUCAUUUUACAUA
Molecule: messenger RNA, 8922 nt
Organism: Xiphophorus couchianus (Monterrey platyfish)
Lineage: Eukaryota; Metazoa; Chordata; Actinopteri; Cyprinodontiformes; Poeciliidae
Product: MTSS1-like protein
Exons: 16
Coding region: 663-3230 (855 amino acids)
Biological process (GO): cell projection assembly; plasma membrane organization
Cellular component (GO): actin cytoskeleton; cytoplasmic side of plasma membrane
Molecular function (GO): actin binding; phospholipid binding
Source: RefSeq, a predicted model, not a curated record